Molecule: messenger RNA, 1753 nt
Organism: Punica granatum (pomegranate)
Lineage: Eukaryota; Viridiplantae; Streptophyta; Magnoliopsida; Myrtales; Lythraceae
Source: RefSeq, a predicted model, not a curated record
UAGACUUUACAUGCUGAAAUGAUCAUGGUUUGGUAUGGACCGCUUCGGGCAGGAAAGAUAUCGCAUCAUGUUUUGUCUUCCCGACUUAUAUAACCAAUCUAGAAAGUUGCGUAAUAGAUCCAGCCUUCAAAACUGAUAACCUCGACUCUGAUUUUCAUUUGCAUCUCCUUACAUUUUCUACAACAGUUGACGUACGAGGAACUUACAAAGAACCACAGAGAGAGGUGCCCAUGUAGAUGGAGAUGGAGAACAAGAGAAGGCUUUCUGGGAUCAUCAAGCUUCUUCUCUCUAACGGCCACGUCGUCCAUGGAACAGUUCGGGAUCUGAUGUUUGGCGGAAUUUUUCUCUGGAGGACUAAAUUGGACAUCCCUUUAAAGUUGAGAGACUGGAUUUGCCAAAAUGGAAAUAUGAAGGCCUUCAUUGCGAAGGUUGGACGAUGACCAUUCAUCCGUGCCAUUUGACACGUUGGCAGAGCAAGACUAUGCCACGUGGCGGUUGGACUUCAGCUUGUGGCUAGUAGAAGCCCUUCUCUACUUCUCCGGCGCCUGAGGGGGAAGAAGAAGUUUCUACUCUACCCGUUGAUGGCGAUGGCGAUGGCGAUGGCGAUGGCGAUGGAGGUGGAGAGGAAGAGAGUGUGCGUGACGGGGGCGGGAGGCUUUGUGGCGUCGUGGGUCGUCAAGCUUCUCCUCUCUAAGGGCUACGUCGUCCAUGGAACCGUGCGAGACCCCAAGGACGAGAAGUACGCCCACUUGAGCAAGCUCGACAGGGCUUCCGACAACCUUAAAAUAUUCAAGGCCGAUUUGUUGGACUACGAUUCUCUCCGGACUGCCAUCGCGGGGUGCGCGGGAGUCCUUCAUGUCGCCUCCCCAGUACCAUCCUCCUCUGUUCCCAAUCCUGAGGUAGAAGUGCUUGAACCAGCUGUAAAAGGCACGCUUAAUGUUCUUAAGGCAUGCAAAGAAGUAAAAAUUAGACGGGUCGUCUACGUCUCAUCUACCGCGGCUGUGGUGAUGAACCCAAACUGGCCGAAGGACCAAGUUAUGGACGAAAGUUGCUGGUCAAGCAAGGAAUACUGCAAAGCUACUGAGAACUGGUAUUGCCUUUCAAAGACUGAAGCAGAAAGUGCUGCUUUCGAGUAUGCCAAACAGAACGGGCUUGAUGUUGUAGCAGUUUGCCCUGGCCUUAUAUUUGGGCCUGUUCUGCAGCUCACAUUGAACUCGAGCACCUUGGUCCUCGUAAAGCUCGUGCAAGGUACAUAUAUGCAGCUAGUGCAAGGUGGUGAGGAUUCUGUUCCGAACAGGCUCCGUCCUCUAGUUGACGUGCGAGAUGUUGCUGAGGCUGUAAUAAUGGCGUAUGAAAAACCCGAGGCUGAAGGUAGAUACAUAUGUGUAGCGCAUGCUAUCAAGACCCGAGAUUUGGCGGAAAAGCUUCGUAGACUAUAUCCUGACUUCACUUACCCAAAGAAUUACAGUGAGACUCAACAUGACAACAAGCUGAACUCCGAGAAGCUGCAGAAGCUGGGAUGGACUUAUCGGCCACUGGAAGAAACUCUCAUAGACUCCAUCGAAAGCUACCGAGAGGCUGGGCUGCUUAAGUAGUUAUGGCUUGUGAUGAAACUCGGAAAAUUCGUUUGCUGUUAUUGUUGAUACUUUGGACUGUACAGGAAAGCUGUUGUCCUUCAUUUCUAUUGAUAAUGAAAUUGUUCCCAGAUGUACUUAUAUUUGCCAAUUUGACUACAAUUUCUGUUUCUUUGUCA